AUGAGAACGAGAAUAGGAGCGUCCUUCAAACUGGACGACAGACUCAUACACCAGGAUGGAGAGGAUUCAGAACUCCACUCCCUAGAAGCUGACCUGGCCUUGCAGCUCCAGAUCGUUGAGGCAGCUCGUAGACUCUCAGUGGAGGAUCACCUGUCUAAACCACAGAAGAAGAGCAGGCUGCAGCAGUGCAAGAGGGAGGAGAAGAAAGUCAAGGAUCUACAGGAAGCUGUGUUUCAGCACAGGAUCAGGAAGGAGUGCUCCUCUCCACCAACUAACAAGAAGAAUGAGUCAGCCAAACACAGAGAUCUGUGCAUGUCUGAUGACAGCUCCCUGUCUGAUGCAGUGGCCUUGGACGAUGACGUCGACUCUGGCCCUCUCUCUCCCUCAGCGUCUGUAGACCCACUCCUGCAAUCCUCUGUGGGCUCCCUGUCCCUCCAGUCCUCCUCCUCCCAGGGCAGUCUCCAACACUCCUCCGGCCAGAGCCUCGUCUCCAGCUGCAGUGUGGAGCAGACCCAGACCCAGAGCUUCAGUAUGGGCUCCAACUGCAGUGUGGAGUACCCUGAACGCUCCCCCAUCCAGAACUCCCCCUGGAGAGAGUCUAGCCUGGACCAGCCCUACCUAAGACCCAACAAACCCCUCUCUGCCUGCAGCAGCAGGUCCAGCAGUCCAGUAGGGACCCCAGUGUUUCCUGCAGACAGUAGAGUCCUGCCCUCCCACUUCCCCUCCAUUAAGAACCUGGCUCUGAGACAUGGACAAACCCACUCCUCCAGCGCCCCCUCUACUCCAGAGCUGCACGUACGCAGACAGUACUCACAGUCCUUCAGACUUCCCAAAAGUAAGCCCGCUCAUGACCUGAGUGAAGGACGUGGGCGUGCCAGGUUGCCACGCAGACGGCCGGAGUUCCUGGUUCGGUCUCCACAGUACUCUCCCCAGCGCUUGUACCAGUCCAGCUCUGAGGACAGCAGCUCUGAACACUCUGUCCCCUCCUACACCAGCUCCCCCAGCCGGGACAAUCACAUAGACAGGGAGGGCCCCGCACCCACAGAGAUCCCCAAGCUCUGCCCUCCUCCCUACGGCUUCCACUAUGGAGCUAAAAGUCCCACCAGCCCUGCGUUCAAUGGCUACAACAGCCCCAGCUUUUACAAGAACAACAACCAGCACCAGUCCUCUCCCAGCUUGAGAAGGAGAAUGGCGGAGGAAGGACACUGUUCCCCUCUUUCCCCGCAGGACCUGGACAGUCCCCUGGGGAGGGAUCUCUACCUUUCCCCCUCCAAGGCCCCCCAGCCCCAGCACAGGCACUGGCAGCAGGAGGGACAUGGGCCCCCACCGUUAUCCCCCAGGAGAGUUCUGAAGCUCCCACUCCCCUACACCCACCUCGUACGUACCCCGUCACUGAGGGAGUACCCCGAACACCUCGCCCGGGUGCUACCCAGGGAGAUGGUGUCAGAGGAGCUCAAAUCCUGGCACCAGCGGAACCAGUUCCAAAAGUCACGCCCGGGUUCCCUGGAGCGGCAGGGGUCAUUCAGAGUAAAGAGCCCCACGUCCCCUCACCUCCCGCCCUACAUGCAGGGUCCCCACCAAAAGGUGAUCCUCCAGAGGGCUGCAGAUGGAACUCCAGUGCAGUGGUUUGUUGAAGAGGACUCAGAGAUCGUUAGCCAGGUGUAACCACAGCCAUAUAUACUGUAUACGGUACAUAAUUAUAUGUGUAUAUCUAUACAGUAUAUGUCUCUGGCUGUAACCAGGGGGAGUCGCCCUACUGCAGUAUGCUAUGCUACACACGAGGAGCGAAGGACCCUCUAAACUAUUGAGUAUGUCUGUAUUUAUUGAAUCAAUGGACUCUGUGAGAUUAUACUGUAUGUCCCUGGUGAAGGACAACUGUCCCUGACAAAAUGCAGAAGACGACUUUGGCUCCAUGGGUAGUUGGGUACCAUGAUAAGCACCUAGCUCUACCACUUGUGACGUAUGUAUUUUAUUUAAUCUUUAUGUAAAGAAAGUUUGUAAUUUCUAUGUAAGGCGCUUUGCCAGUUUAUUUAUAAAAGAAAGUUGAUAUUGUGAGUCAAUUUGAUUAUUUUCUACAGGUUAAAUAUGCUAAGUUUUUGUAACAAGUUUCAUACAUUUUUAACUGGCUAUAACAUUUCAAGAUUACUGCUUACUGUAGACUCUCUUUGUGUGUGGUACACAUAUUUGCACAACAAGGUUCACCUAGGUUCCAAAUUAAGUUACGGCCUUCCUAAUAUAAUCAUUUAUUUCUUUAAUAAAAUGUCUAGACUGUAUCUGUUUUCUUUCUCUAUCUAUUAACUUAAGAGGUUUCCUCAAGCAGUAUAGGCACAAUAUACAGGUAACUUCCCAAAAUAAAGGAAACACCAGCAUAGUGUCUUAAUAGGACGUUGGGCCACCACGAGCCGCUAGAACAGCUUCAAUGCGUCUUGGCAUAGAUCUUUUGGGGGUAGUUACCUGUAACUCUCACUAGAAUUUUAUUAUAUAAUUUUUCAUAUUAUUUUUGAAAAUAGUGUUAGAAAAUGCUAUAAAGUUGCUGUUUCUCCUUAAGCUGUAGUACACUAACAAUAACACGAAAUAAGCUGAAUGUUAACCUGUUAAACUAUUAAUUUAUAUUCAUUUAAGUGGUUGGUUUGAAGCAUGAUUGUGUUGGAUGUUUUCACUGCAUUGCGGUUUUGUUGUGGUACUAACCAGUUGAUUAUAUCAGUUUUGAUAUUGUUUGUAUAUUUAUAAUAA
Molecule: messenger RNA, 2733 nt
Organism: Salvelinus namaycush (lake trout)
Lineage: Eukaryota; Metazoa; Chordata; Actinopteri; Salmoniformes; Salmonidae
Product: innate immunity activator protein-like
Exons: 8
Coding region: 1-1665 (554 amino acids)
Biological process (GO): adherens junction maintenance; positive regulation of protein ubiquitination
Source: RefSeq, a predicted model, not a curated record